Truncatella angustata is the source of this 1251-nucleotide messenger RNA. Its product is annotated as glycoside hydrolase. Gene Ontology annotation, molecular function: glucan endo-1,3-alpha-glucosidase activity. The record is from RefSeq and is a predicted model, not a curated record. The transcript has 2 exons. Lineage: Eukaryota; Fungi; Ascomycota; Sordariomycetes; Amphisphaeriales; Sporocadaceae. The coding region runs from base 1 to 1251 and encodes 416 amino acids.
AUGUGUUCUGUCAUUACAUGCACCACACAUGCGACCGAUGAUGUCAAAGCUGCCAUAGCACUGGGCAUUGACGCAUUUGCUCUGAAUGUUGGCAAUGCCACAGCUUGGUGGGCGCUGGACACCAUCGACCAGCUCUUCACCGCUGCCAAGGGUACCGAAUUGAAGUUCUUCUUCAGUAUGGAUCUAGCGCAGGACUCGAACGCAUACGACUUCACCGACCUGAUCAACAAGUACAUCGGUAACGACAACUACUACAACUACAAUGAGAAACCCUUCUUGAGCACCUUUAGUGCUGCUGGCACUGGCCCAGAGUACUGGCCAGGCUUUCUGGCCACACUGAGCGAGACGGUAUACUUCUUACCCGACUUCGACGAUGGCCUAGACUAUUACACCAGCUUCGAUAGCUGGAUGGGCGCUUGGAAAAACGUGGUCGACGGCGUUUUUAGCUGGGAGACUGCGUGGCCGUCCACUAGCAAUACAGCGUCGAACGUAACCACGAGCCGGGACGAAGUGAUUAUUGCUUCUGCGCACAACAACGACAAGGCAUACAUGAUCCCUCUCUCGAGCUUGCAGUAUAAGCAUUGGUCUGGUAACAACUGGUACCGACCUGGCGAGGUCAACCUGCCGCAGCGCAUGACCGAGAUCCUUGCUCUCGGUGAUGCACCCGAGUUCGUCGAGAUCCUGACCUGGAACGAUGCUGGAGAGUCUCACUACAUCAGCGAACUGCACACCGAGGGUCUUGACGAUACUAUCAGGGCAUAUGCCAAUGAUGCAACAACCCCACACACGGGCUGGCAAUCGCUCUUCAAAUCCUUUAUCACGGCUUACAAGGCUGGAGUCGCCGCCACUGGCAUGCGCCCACCCUCGGGGACUGAUGUCGUCGGUUCUAUGUGGUACCGCACCAUCUUGACAACUGCAUCAUGUUCGGGUGAUAGUAUGGGCAAGCCAUCUGGAUCUGGCGCUGCGAGGGAUGCUGUGAACUGGGCGGUUGUGGUCAAUGAUGGCGUCUCGGAUGUGACUGCCCAGGUCUGGAGCAAUGGUCAGCUAAUCUGGAAGAGCGCGCUUUCAACGGGGCUGAACUACUUUAGCACACCAGGAAUGAGUACUGGUAUCCAGUAUAUUGAAGUUGUUGAUUCGGGCUUUAAUGUACUGUACUCGGCUCAGGGAACUGUUGAGGUUGUGGCGCAGAUCGAGUCUGGCGGCGUCUGUAACUACAAUUACCAGGUUGCUGAACUUGUUGUUCGCAGCUAA